CGCCUCGUCCCACAAUAGGCUAACAGGCCAGGCCUACAACUGACACGAAUAACACCAGCGGGACAAACAUCAGUUCAAGUGUUUACAGCUACCCGCUGGACUUAGCAGAAGCGAUAUUUUCUCUCAGCACACUAAGACACGAACCUCCCUCGGACUGUGGAGAUACAUGUCAGUUUUGCACUGAUAUCAGCUCUGUAUGCGCUUCGCUGUGAUAUCCCGCGCCCCGCUGUGUGAAACUUCCUUUUUUUGGACCAGUGCAUUUUCGUUUGCCACCGCGGAUCAACGAUGGAGAGAUAAAAUGGCGCACCAGAUGCUCAUCCUCUUUUUUGACAAUUUCUCCAUUCUAAGGUGUGGAAACAUGAUGUGGGAUGGAUAGACCACCAAUAGAGACUUUUAAUAUGGCCUCCAGUGAAGCUGACCCCGCUGACCCUCCCGGGAACCCCCAGCCCGGUGAUCUCAUUGAGAUCUUUCGGCCAGCCUAUCAGCACUGGGCGCUCUACCUAGGCGAUGGGUACAUCAUCAACCUAACGCCUGUUGAGGAGGGCCAAGCGGCGGCCAUGUCGAGUGUUAAGUCGGUGUUCAGUCGGAAGGCUGUGGUUCGUAUGCAGCUGCUGAAGGAGGUGGUGGGCGGGGACUCGUACCGCGUCAACAACAAGUAUGACGACAACCACACACCCCUGCCCGUCUAUGACAUCAUACAGCGGUCACAGCUCCUCAUUGGUCAAGAGGUGUCAUAUGAUCUACUGGGGAGCAACUGUGAGCACUUUGUGACGCUGCUACGAUACGGGGAAGGAGUUUCUGAGCAGGCGACCCGAGCCAUCGGAGCGAUCAGUCUUGUGACGGCCGCAGCAAGCGCCUUCUCAGUGCUGGGCCUGAUAAACACACGCUCCAGGAACCGCCCAUUCUGACCUAUGACCUCUACACUCCACCCACUCCAGGAAGUAGCCUCCUUGACCUCUCACCUCCAAGCCCCCACCUACACUGGCUCCACCCACCCUCAGAAAGUCCAUGCUAUCUGACCUUUGACCUAUUGACUCCGCCCAGUCCAGGAAGCACCACCCAAAGACAUAUAUACCUUUAUGUGUCUAUGGCACCACCUUUAGGCUGCAGAGACUGUGAGCCGGGGAAACUGGAUAUGACAAAGCCUAACUUGCACCCUAACUCUGGUGGAGGGUCUAAAAGGAUCUCUAGACAAGCUAUUCGGCUACACAAUGCCAUAACAUUUCAGGAUUCAGUUCAUGGAUUUACCCAAGUCUGAACCAUACUUAGUCCUUGCUGAUAAACCAGGUCUCCUAACACCAUGUUCUCCAUAGGUUAACCAAAUCCAGCCAUCAAUAAAAUAAUUUCAUCUAAUCCAUUAUCAAAAAUGUAAAAAAAUAUAACCCUAAAUGACCCACCUCGUGAUUGCAACGGAGAUGUUUGGAGAUGUUGCAAUGAUGAAAUCCCUGCUGUCUGAUCAACAGUGAAAUGUGGGAAUGUUUUCAGUGCUCUGAGUUCCAAUUUGAUGGAGAAUUUUUUUUUUUGAAAUAAUAAUUAAUUUAACUGAAAAACCAAGUGCUAAAAGAUUUCCAAAAACAUGGUGUUGAAAAAUGAAUAGUUAUGAAAUAUAAACAAUGGUGUUUUUGUCAUAAUCCUUUCAUACGAUCCAUAUGAAUAGUGUUUGUACACUGUUUCAAUAAAGAAUAAACUUAUGGGUGAA
Messenger RNA from Clupea harengus (Atlantic herring), 1699 nucleotides. It is a transcript of the gene plaat1, whose product is annotated as phospholipase A and acyltransferase 1. NCBI's taxonomy places the organism in Eukaryota, Metazoa, Chordata, Actinopteri, Clupeiformes, Clupeidae. Gene Ontology annotation, biological process: N-acylphosphatidylethanolamine metabolic process. The record is from RefSeq and is a predicted model, not a curated record. Gene Ontology annotation, cellular component: cytoplasm. Gene Ontology annotation, molecular function: glycerophospholipid phospholipase A1 activity; A2-type glycerophospholipase activity.